GUGACCCUGCUUAUACUAACAGAUUACCCUGGUGAAGGUGAGGUAGCCUGCUUUCCUCUCUAUUUCCUCCUUCUGUCACUUCAUCCAUCCUUUUGUCAGGACAUCUCAUCCCUCAUGGUUGGGCUGAAGUCUCUCCCGUCUGUGGCUUCCUAUUCUGAGCCAGGACACCCGAUCAGUUCAACCUGUACAGAGACAAUCAUUUCUUAUUAUCUCCCAUCCAGAGGAGCCCUGUUCAUUUCAACCUUUCCUUCUGGAUUCUUUGACCUGAAGGCGCACACAUCUGACCUGCCAAUGCAGAGCAGGUUUGCUGUUUUUUCCAUGCUGGUGUUUGUGAAGCUCAGCUGAUUUAGUAUACGACCAAGCUGUUCUCUCAGUUCUACCAGCAAAAGUGGUCAAAAAGCACACCAACAACCCUGGACAUGCUGGGAGACUAGCUAAUCCAUUUUAGACAUUAUAUCUCUUCAAGGUGGCUUCUGUGUGAGUUUUGGGGUGAGGGGCCCUGAAACCUCUUGCUCAGCUCCAUGGCUGGAAGACAGCGCAUGUUCAUCCUCCCCUCCCUUUCUCUUACAUUCCUUUAUCUCUGUUUCUUCAUUCCUGCACGUUUCUGUGGUCCUUCCCGGGCCCCUCUCCUUGCGGGCCAGCCCUUCCUGGUGCUUUGGGGGGUUCCAGAUAAAGACUGUUUGGGCCGGCCAAACCCAGCUGCAUUUGGGAUGGAGUGGGAAGGUCGUGUGGCAAUAUUUUAUGAAGACACGCUCGGACUUUAUCCAUAUUUCACUGUGCAGGAUCGUCCUGUCAACGGAGGCCUACCACAACACACCAGCCUUGACCUUCACCUCCAGAGGGUGGAGGGGGACCUGACUGUCUCAUUACCCCAGGCAGGAGCACCUGGGCUGGGGAUUCUGCGCUGGCAGGAGUGGGCACCUCAGUGGAACAGGAACAGAGAAAAUAAAGCAAAGUACCUUGUUGAGUCGAGAGCUCUUCUCCGAGGAUUUUUUCCAGAUUGGAGUGUAGAGGAAGUGGAGAAAUGGUCUCAGGUUGACUUUGAGGCAGCAGCACAGUCCAUAAUGAUGGAAACCCUGCGGGAGGUGAAGAGGCUCCGCCCACAGAGAUUAUGGGGCAUGGCUCCAUAUCCUAACUGCUAUAACUUUGACCCCACCCAGAUGGCAUUAGCCAACUACACAGGCCGGUGUCCUGCGGCGGAAAUGGCCCUUAAUGAUGAGCUGAUGUGGCUGUGGAAGCGAAGCGGAGCCCUGUAUCCCGUCCUCUCACUGGAGAAGCUGCCAGAGGGCACCAAAGGGGCGUGGCUUUAUUCAACCAAUCAGAUCAGAGAAGCUUUGAGAGUGGCAGCUCUUGCGGGGACUACAUCUGAUCUUCCUGUGUUUCCGAUGAUCAAAAUCGUUUACACUUCUUCCAACUCCUUCCUCUCAGAGGCUGACCUGGUGAAUACAAUUGGAGAGAGUGCUGCUAUGGGAGCAUCUGGAGUCAUUAUAUGGGAAAAAUCAUUAGCAGUUAAAACACAGAAAUCCUGCUCAGAGUUUGGCUCAUAUGUUCGUCAGGUUCUCGGCCCUUACUCGGUCAAUGUGACCACAGCAGCACGUCUCUGCGGGGUCUCUCUGUGCCAAGGCCGCGGACGAUGUGUGCGCAAGAAACCCGAGGACCCCACAUACCUGCAUCUUCCCUCAGCUCACUUUAUGCUGAUCCCAAAUGGGGCAGAAGGUGUGCGGGCCACCGGCGAGCUUCCCACAGCUUACAUUGACCUCUGGAAGAAGGACUUCCGGUGCCAGUGGUUCGAGGCGCUGGAGGGUGCAGCAGCAGAUCAAGAAUCAGGAGCAGUGCUGGAAAACAGAAGGAAAGCAACAUCAGCGACAACAACAACAGUAAAGCCAGUGGUUGGCUCGAGCCAGAGUCAGAGUACAGUGGGUGCAGUGGUACCAGUGGCAGCAGUGCCUACCAAACAGCCAGUGGAAGGUGGAAGCUCAGCCCUUAAAACUCCCGUCGUCCUCCUCUUUUCGCUGGCUCUCUUCAGCUUCGUUGUGUAGGGAGAUAAAGUAUGACGGGACAUUUGGGAACUCCAGUUGGCCUUGAUUUUGAAGGAAUAUCUUCAAGAGAGUUUUGUGAAUUGGUGUCUUACAUGGGUUUCAACUAACUUAAAAUAACUGGCUGAAUGAACAGAUCUGAUCUGAAUCACUUGCACUUUGAAAAUAACGUCUCACCUUUUUAUCUAAAUAUAAGAUUACACUGAAUGGUUUGUGAAGCAAAUAUAGUUACUUUCUCAAAUGUUCAAUUUAAAACAAUAGGCUCAUCCCAACAGACUAGCUAAGUGCCCAAUGCAUUUUAUACUGAUGAAAAGAGAUUAUGUUGUUUCUGCUUUUGAUCCCAAAAGGACAGUAAAAAUGUUUUUGAAAAAUGUGUUUUCUAUCAGUGCAUCAGCCAAAAGCUGCAUUUAUUUGACCAAAAUAGCCAAAAGGAAAAUGUUGUGCAAUUUAUAACAAUAAAUGCUAUUGUUUUCAAUAUGAA
Messenger RNA from Danio rerio (zebrafish), 2517 nucleotides. The record is from RefSeq and is a predicted model, not a curated record. NCBI's taxonomy places the organism in Eukaryota, Metazoa, Chordata, Actinopteri, Cypriniformes, Danionidae.